CGCACUCUCUGUCCCCCCGCUCUGUAUAAAAAGCUCCCUGUUGUUACCCACCGCAAUCUCUGGGAUCCCCCUUCACAGCAGACACAUCCUCUUGUUGCUGAGAGGCAAGUGUAAUCAUGUCUGAUGUAGAGGAAGAGUACGAGGAACAGGUAGAGGAUGAGGAACAAGAGGAGCAGGAGGCUACAUGCCAGGAAGAUGGAGAACAGCAAGAGUACACAGAGUAUCAAGAGGACAACCAGGAAGAAGAGGAGGAACGCCCACGUCCCAAGCCCAUGGUACCUCAGCUGGCACCUCCUAAAAUCCCAGAGGGAGAGAGGGUCGACUUUGACGACAUUCAUAGGAAGAGGAUGGAGAAGGAUCUGCUCGAGUUGCACACACUCAUCGAGGCCCAUUUUGAGCAGAGAAAGAAAGAAGAGGAGGAGCUGAUUGGCCUGAAAGAGCGAAUAGAGCGACGUCGCUCAGAACGGGCGGAGCAGCAGCGCGUGCGAGCAGAGAAAGAGAGAGACCGGCAAACAAGGAUCGCAGAGGAACGCCAGAGGAAGGAGGACGAAGAGGCCAAGAAGAGAGCUGACGAUGAAGCCAAGAAGAAAAAGGUGUUGUCCAACAUGGGGGCCAACUUUGGUGGAUUCCUCGCUAAGGCAGAGCAGAGGCGAGGGAAGCGUUUAACCGGGAGAGAAAUCAAAAGGAAAACUUUAGCUGAGAGACGCACUCCACUUGGCAUGGAAAACAUGCGAGAAGAUGGUCUGAGGCAGAGAGCUCAGGAGAUGUGGGACUGGAUCUAUCAGCUGGAAUCUGAGAAGUUUGACUUCAUGGAUCAGAUGAAGAAGCAGAAGUAUGAGAUUGUUGUCCUGCUCAAUAGGAUUUCACAUGCCCAGAAAUUCAAAAAGGGUCAUGGAAAAGGAAAAGUCGGGGGUCGGUGGAAAUGAACCAUUUCACUAAAAAGAAAAGAGAAAAAUCAAUGACAUAAAGAAAUAAAUGAAAACAGACAAGAAACCAAAAA
Molecule: messenger RNA, 1000 nt
Organism: Electrophorus electricus (electric eel)
Lineage: Eukaryota; Metazoa; Chordata; Actinopteri; Gymnotiformes; Gymnotidae
Gene: tnnt1
Product: troponin T type 1 (skeletal, slow)
Biological process (GO): slow-twitch skeletal muscle fiber contraction; regulation of muscle contraction; sarcomere organization
Cellular component (GO): troponin complex
Molecular function (GO): tropomyosin binding; troponin T binding
Source: RefSeq, a predicted model, not a curated record